Molecule: messenger RNA, 701 nt
Organism: Dermacentor silvarum
Lineage: Eukaryota; Metazoa; Arthropoda; Arachnida; Ixodida; Ixodidae
Product: E3 ubiquitin-protein ligase MARCHF3-like
Exons: 4
Coding region: 1-573 (190 amino acids)
Biological process (GO): protein ubiquitination
Molecular function (GO): zinc ion binding; ubiquitin-protein transferase activity
Source: RefSeq, a predicted model, not a curated record
AUGGCUGCCGCUAUCAUGCCCGCCGCGCCCGAAGACCAGGGAGAAGGAUUUUGCCGCUUCUGCGCCGGGGACAGCAGCAGCGAGCCCCUAGUGACGCCUUGCAACUGCGAAGGUACGAUAUCCAACUCGCACAAGUCAUGCCUCGAGAAACGUAUUCUCCAAAACGGCGUGACGCGUUGCUACCUCUGCAACUACAAGUACGAAUACAAGGUCAAGACCAAGCCCGUGGUGAUGUGGCUCAUAUCUGAGGAGCACCGGCGGGACGUUUUCCAGCUUCUGUCCAUGCUCACCCAGUACCUGUGCGACACCAUCAUAAUCGUCAUCGCGGUCGUCAAGGGUAUCGAGAUGGUGAUACAGGCGCCCCUGGUGGCCGGCAUGCUCACUGCGUUCUGUUGUGGAUCGUGCGCCCUCUUAUGGAUUACCUUGCUUUUCAUGGACCUGUGGUCCUUCUACCUUCCACUGCGCCGUUGGCUCCACGACAACAUGACUGUUGUGCUGACCGUGCCGGCCAAGUCGUUCGACAGUCGUGCUCCCGAGAGUUGUCACUCCACGGACGAGCUGCGUGGAGAGUGACCGCGCUACAUGCGGAGAACAACUAGUCGCAGUCUGUAGAGCGAUUACAGUCCAUACAUCAGAAGCUGCUGGACUGCGAUGUAUAAUAUUACCGCAAUCACAAAAUUUACAUAGUCCACUCCACUGUA